Amphiprion ocellaris (clown anemonefish) is the source of this 2867-nucleotide messenger RNA. RefSeq names its product DnaJ heat shock protein family (Hsp40) member B9a (gene dnajb9a). NCBI's taxonomy places the organism in Eukaryota, Metazoa, Chordata, Actinopteri, Pomacentridae. The record is from RefSeq and is a predicted model, not a curated record. Gene Ontology annotation, cellular component: endoplasmic reticulum. The transcript has 3 exons. Gene Ontology annotation, molecular function: misfolded protein binding; protein-folding chaperone binding. Bases 275 to 928 code for a protein of 217 amino acids.
AGUAAACGCUGUAGUCUGCAAGAGUCACGAUAUCAGGGUCACUGUCAGACAGUAGAAGAGGAAAUAUUAACAACAUCGACCGACAGAGGGCAGAAAAACCUCUUCUUACCUGGUAACCAAGAGAAGAAGAAAUGGAAAUUAUCUCGUUCUCAACCGCUCUACUAAAUAAUACAAAAAGCUAACAACCAAACCACCAUGUUCGGUGUUGGUUAAACCAUUUAUAGGCUUUAAAAGAAAGUAGCGCUCGUGUCCCCUAAAAGGGGACACUGGAGCUAUGGCAACUGCACAGUCUGUGGCAACGUUUGCAGUGUGUGUCCUCAUGAUAACAGAGCUUAUACUGGCCAAGAAAGACUACUAUGAUAUCCUGGGAGUGCCGAAAGGGGCUACUGAGCGCCAGAUAAAGAAGGCUUUCCACAGGCUUGCAAUGAAAUAUCACCCAGAUAAGAACAAGAGCCCGGAUGCUGAAGUGAGAUUCAGGGAAAUUGCAGAAGCUUAUGAAACUUUGUCAGAUGAGACCAGAAGACGAGAGUAUGACAGGUUUGGUGACACCUCUGAAUACUUCACUGGGGAGACGAAAGGCAGACAAAGACAGGGUACCCAUCAGCCUUUCAGCUUCAACUUUGAUGACAUAUUUAAGGACUUUGACAUCUACAGCCAGAACAGGCAUGCCCGUCACCGACGACACUUUGAUGAACACUCCAGGUCCCACAAGGAGUCCCACAGCAGACAUAAGAGACACUUCCAAGGCGGUUUUGGAGCAGGUAUCUUUGAUGAUAUGUUUGAUGACAUGGAGAGAAUGUUUACCUUUGACAGACAUGGCAAACAGACUGAAAACAGGUUUCAUAGUGCAUCAAAGCAACACUGUAGAACGGUAACACAGCGCAGAGGAAAUAUGGUAACCACAUACACAGACUGCACUGCAUCUUAAGAUGCGAAGCAAAAUGAUUUUUAACUUAAAAUUGCCUUAAGAGGAUAUUGUUUUACUGAUUAAGUAGCAGAAAGCCCAUUAGUUUUGAUGCUGUGAAAUUUGAACAGCGACGUUGAGAGCUGACAGUCACAGAAUGACAAGCACUGAGUACACAGUUUACGUAGUUUAGUUCUGAAUUCAAAUAAGCUAUCUUUUUUUCAAGAUAUUCACUGUGUAUGCUCAUGAAUUUGUUUAUGAUUGUAGUAGUUUUGAUAAGAGUUUAAGUAAGCUGUUAGGGAGUAUUUUGUCAGUGUUUUUUUUAAGCACCUUCUGAAAAUUUGAUGGUGAAAAAUAAAGAUGUCUUGCUCAAUAUGGCACAGCAAUGCAUAUGUCAGAUCACCACUAGUUCUCCUACCGCUUUUUUGUACAGUUUUUAGUUUCUUUGUAUAGGCUCUGCUAUUGUGAGCCUGAAGUCACCACUAUAGGCAGAAACAAUAGCAGCCUGUGGAGUUCUGCUUAUGGUUGUGAAAUAGACAGCAGUGUCAACAAAAACCUGUGACCCUCCACAUGUUGGUUUUAGUUACCUACAUCUUCUUGAAAUGUUCUUACACGCUACACUUUUAGUGACUUUGUUAAAUGUUAUGUAUUGUAGCAUUUGUGGUUAAAUCAUCUUCAGUGCAACUGUAGAGCAAUUUUAAAUAUGUGUAAAUAUUAGUAGGAAAGUGGCAAUGGAGAAAUGUUUGUGGCUUACAUUUUAUUUGAAGUAGCCUCGAUAUUAACAGGUUUGGCUGAACGCUAUCGCAACAGCACUGCAGUUAAUAUAAUUAAUUGUGAAGCUGGUAAUGUUCUGUUUUCUUAAACUGAUGUUUUUCCAACUCUGUUGCAAUUUUUAACCGAAUAUUUUGUUGUAUUGAUAAAAUUGUAGGUACGUCUUACAAUGCUGCACAACACAACAGAAAAGCAUCAAACACUACAGCCUCGAAAAUAACCCACUCCACUCUAAAAAAGCCUCAACAACAAUCAGUGAAAAUGAUAUAGGUUUCACAUAGGUAUUGCAGAACUAGUAGCAUUAAAUUGCACUGUAUUUUGCAGCUGUUUAUUGGCAUGAUCAAUCUGUACUUUACUACGAUUUUCAGGGCAUUAGCCUACUACAUAUUUUGUAGUUUGAUCACAUAGUGUGUAGCCUGUACAGCUCUGUUAGUUGCCUUCUUUUGUUUUAACAUCUGAUGUGUUAGAUUGCAUCUCCAUAGCUGAAAUAGGCUGCAAAAUGUCAUACAAUCUUAUAUGAAGUGUUUUUUUGUUACUGCAGUUAAGUUAUUUCUAAUUUAAGGUCCUGUUUUACUGGAGGUAUUUUCAUUAUUCUGUAUACUUUAUAGUGGCAGACGACAUUAGAUUGAGGCCACCUUUAUUUUAAAAAAAUGUCGUUUCUGAAUUCUGAGUAACACGUCUUCUUUUGAGUUUGUAGAUGGGGAGUAUUAAAGCUGAAUUUACAAUCACGUGAGAAAUCUAACCAAAAAUCCUCAAAGGUAUUAGCUUUUGGUGUCAGACAAACUACAAAGAAUGUGCUAUGUGUAAAGUAACUCGCAGAGGAUCGGUCAGAAUGUAAGCUUUCUGCAGUACACAUUAGAGGUUUAUUGACUCAUUUUACAAGGCUUUGUAUUUUUAAAAAAAAUCAUUAUGAAAUGCUGCAUAUAUUUUUUCAGUGUAGGUAUACUGCAGUACCUCAGUGUUAAAGAAAUACUGUAUAUAUGCAUAAAUACAUCAAUUCUUGGCAUAUUUUCUUAAUCUGGUUGGUUCUAAUGCUGUAGUAGAUGAAACACUUUCCCUGACAUAUCAUCUGUUCUCUCAUUCCACUAAAGUAGUUCAAUUUGACACUGUGCUGUGCAAUAUUUAUAUAUUGAUGUUGUUGUAAAAUGACCAAAAGCACUUUCAGUUUUGUAAAUAAAAUGUAGCAACAACA